This is a messenger RNA of Nycticebus coucang (slow loris), 1407 nucleotides long. RefSeq names its product zinc finger protein 85-like. Lineage: Eukaryota; Metazoa; Chordata; Mammalia; Primates; Lorisidae. Gene Ontology annotation, molecular function: DNA-binding transcription activator activity, RNA polymerase II-specific; RNA polymerase II cis-regulatory region sequence-specific DNA binding. Bases 88 to 1407 code for a protein of 439 amino acids. Gene Ontology annotation, cellular component: nucleus. The transcript has 7 exons. The record is from RefSeq and is a predicted model, not a curated record. Gene Ontology annotation, biological process: regulation of transcription by RNA polymerase II.
UUGACAUUCAGAGAUGUGACCAUAGAAUUUUCUCCAGAAGAGUGGGCAUGCCUGGACCCUGCUUGGUGGAAUUUUUAUAGGGAUGUGAUGUUAGAGAACUACAGAAACCUGGCCUCCCUAGGUCUUACAAUCUCUAAGCCAGACCUGAUCACCUGUCUGGAGCAAAGGAAAGAGCCCUGGAAUGUGAAAAGAUGUGAGAGAGUUGCAGAACACUCAGCUGUGUCUUCUCAUUCCACACAAGACCAUUUGCCAAAGCAGGGAAUGAAUGUUUCAUUCCAAAAAACCUUAAAAAUCAUAAGAGAGUUCAUACUGGAGAGAAACCAUACAAAUGUGAAGAAUGUGGCAAAGCCUUUUAACCAUUGCUCAGAUCUUACUAUUCAUAAGAGAAUUCAUAGUGGAGAGAGACCUUACAAAUGUGAAGAAUGUGACAAAGCUUUUAACCACAUCUCAAACCUUAAUCUACAUAAAAUUCAUACUGGAGAAAAACCUUACAAAUGUGAAGAAUGUGGCAAAGUCUUUAAUCAAUGCUCAGACCUCACUAAAUGUCACAGAAUUCAUACCGGAGAGAAACCGUACAAAUGUGGAGAAUGUGGCAAAGCUUUUAACUGCAGCUCAAGUCUCAGUAUACAUAAUAGAAUCCAUACUGGAGAAAAACCUUACAAAUGUGAAGAAUGUGGUAAAGCUUUUAACCGCAGCUCAAGCCUAAGUAUACAUAACAGAAUCCAUACUGGAGAAAAACCUUAUAAAUGUGAAGAAUGUGGCAAAGCUUUUAACCAUAGCUCAAACCUUAAUCUACAUAAAAGAAUUAUUCAUACCAGAGAAAAACCCUACAAAUGUGAAAAAUGUGGCAAAGCCUUUAUUCAUUGCUCAGUCCUUACUAAACAUAAGAGAAUACACACUGGAGAGAAACCCUACAAAUGUGAAGAAUGUGGCAAAGUCUUUAAUCAAUGCUCAGACCUCACUAAACAUCAUAGAAUUCAUACUGGAGAGAAACCACACAAAUGUGAAGAAUGUGGCAAAGCCUUUAACCCCAGUUCAAGCCUUAGUAUACAUAAAAGAAUUAAUCAUACUGGAGAAAGGCCCUACAAAUGUGAGGAAUGUGGAAAAGCCUUUAACUGUUCCUCAGACCUUAAAAAUCAUGAGAGAAGAAUUCAUACUGGAGAGAGACCAUAUAAAUGUGGAGAAUGUUACAAAGCUUUUAACUGCAGCUCAAGGCUUAGUAUACAUAAGAGACUUAUACACGCUGUAGAGAAACCACACAAAUGUGAGGAACGUGACAAAGCUUUUUACCACAGUUCAAACCUUACUAGUUAUAAGAGAAUUCAUUCUGGAGAAAAACGGUACAAAUAUGAAGAAUGGGAAGAGAAACCUUACAAAUGUGAAGAGUGUGGUAAAGCCUUUAAGUGA